UGGCGAGGGACGUAGACCCCGGACUGAGGACCCUCGUAGCGGGCCCUCUGGCAGCUCCGGGCAGGAGGGCGACUCUGGCAGCUCCGGGCAGGAGCCCUGGCUCUGGGAGCAGGCACAGGACUCACCGGGCUGGGGAGACAUCCAGGAGGCCUCUUCCUUGGCCGAGGCACCGGAUACACUGGGCCGUGGAGGCGCACUGGCGGUCUCGAGCGCAGAGCUGGCCCCACCCGUUCUGCUUCCACCCGGCAAAUGCGGGACGCUGGCACCGAGCACACCGGCGUGUGAAUGCUCCGCCUCGACACCGUGAGCAUCACCCCAUAGCACGGGGCCUGACCAGUCCCAUGCUCGCCACGGUAAGCAUGGGGAGUUGGCUCAGGUCUCCAACCUGACUGUGCCACACUCCCCGUGUGCCGCCCCACAAAAAUGUUUUGGAGCUGCCUCUAGGGCUUCAGUGACCGGGUCUUGUCCUCUACCAUUCUCUCCUCCCCGGUCCAACUCUUCCUCCAGGUUGGCGCACGCUGCUUGGUCUUCUUGUGGUGGGUAAUUCUGUCACGCUCGCUAUCCCCAAACUCCCUGUCAUAAAUCGACCAAGGCGCAGCGUGCAUGUAGUUCCACAUCUUUUAAUGAAAGUGAAACAACCAAAAAACAAACAGGUAAACAGCAAAGAACGUGACGCAACCGAGGUGCACACAAACACACACGGAAAAUAAUUACCCACAAAACACAGGUGGGAAAAGGCUACCUAAGUAUGGUUCUCAAUCAGAGACAACGAUAGAAAGCUGCCUCUGAUUGAGAACCACACCCGGCCAAACACAUAGAAAUAGAAAAUCAUAGAACAUAGAACAUAGACUGCCCACCCAAAUCACACCCUGACCAAACCAAAAUAGAGACAUAAAACGCUCUCUACGGUCAGGGCGUGACAGCAUGCGUAUCUAAGCAGACAAUAAAAAUCACAUAUCACACUAUCAUGUUAUACAGACAGCUAUUAUAUUAUACAGUAUGUCUUAUGAUAAUAUUGGCCCCUGCAGAAUUGCAAGAGACACAUGGCCACAUCCUUAUUUCUAGUAUCUUUUUGGGAAAUAAAUAUCUUGUUUUGGCUGACUUUUCAUCAUACUGCUUCUCACUAAUAACAACACACAGGCAGUAGUUCCACAAUGUCCCUUCUGUCCACCUCAUAAAUUGUAGUGCCUCUGACUUUAUAAAAUAAAUAACCCAAUGUAAGGUAAAAGGUAUGUAGUAAAUAUAUGACUUUGACCUCAAAUUACCUGUGUAAUUAGCAUGAUGUUUGAAGGUGUUGGACUUUCAAAUGUGUUCAGUUGUGCGCUAUUAUGCAAAUACUUUGGACGAAUGAACAUUGUACCAGGAAGUUACAGUAAAAAAAAAAAUCCCGACAAUUUAGCAUAUGAAGUUCCUCAUUCUGUUCGGUGAAUGUAACAGUCUAUGACAGUCCAGUCUCGGCUCUAAUGAAGAGCAAGAUAUACGAAAUUUGUGGAUUACAACAAUUUUUCUUUAUUUGGCUAAAACGCAUCUAUACCUAGUGACAUUUGACAGACAACAUGGGUUGUAAAAAAUCCAAGCUAAAUGACGGUCUGAAUGGAGGUGUGCUUGAUGGCAAGAACCAACGGCCAGUACGUCCUGACCAAACUGUAUAUGUGAGAGAUCCCACCUCCAGUAAACCAAAUGCUACAAGUAACUCACCUCCUGGAGGUCUCCUGCCUGGUCAGGUAUUCAUGAAAAUGGAAGAGCAAUCUGAGUCUGGUAAAAUAGUUAUUGCACUAUACCCAUAUGAUGCAAAACACAAAGAUGAUUUGGGAUUCAAGAAGGGGGAAAGGCUUAAGGUUCUUGAAGAGCAUGGUGAAUGGUGGAAGGCUAAGUCUCUGACCUCUAAGAAAGAAGGGUUCAUACCCUCCAAUUAUGUUGCUGAGGCCAAUACCAUGGAGACAGAGGAAUGGUUUUUUAAGGAAAUUACAAGGAAGGACGCAGAGAGACAACUUUUGGCGCCUGCUAACAAAGCAGGAUCUUACCUCAUUCGUGAGAGUGAGACAUCAAAGGGAAGUUAUUCCAUGUCUAUCAGAGAUGUGGAUGCCCAAGGGACGGACACUGUGAAACAUUAUAAGAUCCGCAUGCUGGAUAACGGAGGCUUCUACAUCUCUCCUAAGAUCACAUUCCCUGAUAUUGGCAGCAUGAUAAAUCAUUAUCACAAACAAUCGGAUGGUCUCUGUCGAAAGCUGGAGAAGCUGUGUGAUAAACCCAAAGCUCAGAAGCCAUGGGACAAAGAUGCCUGGGAGAUCUCCAAGGAGUCCAUCAAGAUGGUGAAGAAACUAGGAGCAGGACAAUUUGGUGAAGUGUGGAUGGCGUUCUACAACAACACGACCAAGGUGGCAGUGAAGACGCUGAAGCCAGGCACCAUGUCAGCUGAGGCCUUCAUUGAGGAGGCUAACCUGAUGAAGACCCUGCAACACGACAGACUGGUGCGCCUCUACGCCGUCGUCACCAAGGUCGAGCCUAUCUACAUCAUCACAGAGUACAUGUCCAACGGUAGCCUCUUAGAUUUCCUAAAAAGUGAGGUAGGCUGCAAAGUUCAGCUACCUAAGCUCAUCGAUUUCUCUGCACAGAUUGCAGAGGGAAUGGCUUACAUUGAGAAGAAGAACUACAUCCACCGUGACCUGAGAACAGCCAAUGUCCUGGUGUCUGAGAGUUUGCUGUGUAAAAUAGCUGACUUUGGCCUUGCUAGAGUUAUAGAAGAUGACCAGUACACAGCCAGAGAGGGUGCAAAGUUUCCCAUCAAGUGGACAGCACCAGAGGCCAUCAACUAUGGCUCCUUCACUAUCAAAUCAGACAUGUGGUCCUUUGGAGUCCUCCUGUAUGAAAUCAUUACCUAUGGAAAAAUACCGUACCCAGGGAUGAGUAAUGGUGAGGUGAUGACUUCCGUGCAGAGAGGUUAUAGAAUGCCCCGCCCUGAGAACUGUCCCAACGAGCUCUAUGACAUCAUGACCAGCUGUUGGAAGAGCAAGCCAGAUGACAGGCCUACAUUUGACUACAUCCAGAGUGUCCUAGAUGACUUUUACACCGCCACAGAGGGCCAGUACCAACAGCAGCCCUAGGAAGUCAAUGUUUGAGUCCCAAUAGGGCUCUGGCCAAAAGUAGUGCACUAUGUAGGGGAUAGGGUGUCAUUUGGGAUGUACAUACAUCUGCCAAUGUGCAUACAUCUGCCAAUGUGCUAGUUUCAUUAUGAAAUAGUCAAUCCACCAGCAACAAUAUCAGCUAUUCAGCGGAAGUAGAUAUUGUCGGACAAGUUGACUGCUUGUUUAUUUGUUAAGCAAGCUAAAGAUGAAUCUAUGAAUUCAACUUCAUAUUGAAGUAUAGACCUGCUUGUGCAUUUCAGCAUUUCACGGAAAAUGAUCGAAUAACAAAUGGCUUACUGUUGACUGACUCUGAUCAAACCUGUAGAAUAAUUAUCACAUUGAACAGCACAAAAUAGACAUUCUACCACAUAUUUAUUAUCACUUUAGCCAUAUCUGUUUGCCAUGUUGAAUUCAAGCAUACAUUUUACCAGUACAGAUGCUUACCUUUUCAUCUAUUACAUUUCUAUUUUUCUUUAUAUUUCAAGGUACAUUGAUUUAUUUUAGGAGCUGGUCUUUUGGGUUAUUUUCUGAAUUACGAAAAUAAUGAGACUAAUGAUUUAUUUCAUGUAUAUUUGUUGUAUUUUAGUUUUAUUUGCAAUGAGAUAUUGAUGUGUGACAUCACGUGUUUGUGAUUGUAUUAACCUGAAUAAAUGCAAAUGAUAAGUAUCAAUAAAAAUA
Molecule: messenger RNA, 3803 nt
Organism: Salvelinus fontinalis (brook trout)
Lineage: Eukaryota; Metazoa; Chordata; Actinopteri; Salmoniformes; Salmonidae
Product: tyrosine-protein kinase Lyn-like
Exons: 13
Coding region: 1557-3104 (515 amino acids)
Biological process (GO): cell surface receptor protein tyrosine kinase signaling pathway; innate immune response; protein phosphorylation
Cellular component (GO): extrinsic component of cytoplasmic side of plasma membrane
Molecular function (GO): signaling receptor binding; non-membrane spanning protein tyrosine kinase activity; ATP binding
Source: RefSeq, a predicted model, not a curated record